Molecule: messenger RNA, 459 nt
Organism: Acanthamoeba castellanii str. Neff
Lineage: Eukaryota; Discosea; Longamoebia; Acanthamoebidae
Product: tubulin folding cofactor C, putative
Exons: 4
Coding region: 1-459 (152 amino acids)
Biological process (GO): post-chaperonin tubulin folding pathway; tubulin complex assembly
Cellular component (GO): cytoplasm
Source: RefSeq, a predicted model, not a curated record
AUGGCCGACUUCUCGCUGUCCAACCUCACAGACUGCACUGUGUACAUUUGCGCUCCGCUGCGCGCUAUUAGAAUGUACAACCUGAAGAGCUGCAGCGUGUUCGUCGGACCGGUAGCAGGUUCCGCCCUCCUGUACGAUUGUCAAGGGUGCUCAUUUUCCAUCGCCUCCCAGCAGCUGCGCGUGCACAACACCACCGACAGUGACUUCUACCUCCUGGCGAGAAGCAAGCCAAUCAUCGAGAAUUGCGAUCGGGUGCGAUUCGCGCCAUACAACUUCAGCUACGCACAACUCGAGGAGCAAUUAGAGGAGUCGCUGGAUGUCCCAACCAACUUCUGGAACAGUGUCGAAGAUUUCAACUGGCCUCGGAUAGGUGAAGUAAGCCCCUACUGGUCCAUACUACCGGAGGAAGAACGAAGGGCAACAGUUACCCCUCCUUCACGACCCUCACCCGCUGUUUGA